Drosophila rhopaloa is the source of this 664-nucleotide messenger RNA. RefSeq names its product general odorant-binding protein 99a (gene Obp44a). The record is from RefSeq and is a predicted model, not a curated record. Gene Ontology annotation, biological process: sensory perception of smell. Gene Ontology annotation, molecular function: odorant binding. Bases 93 to 524 code for a protein of 143 amino acids. The transcript has 2 exons. Lineage: Eukaryota; Metazoa; Arthropoda; Insecta; Diptera; Drosophilidae.
CCACAGCCAACAGUUUCCUCCGGGUGAUCACAGAGCAAGCAAUCAGUCCGAUUUCAAUUCUCUCAUAAAGCAAAAAAGAAACCCAUUUCAGUAUGAAGAACACUGUUGCCAUUUUGCUGUGCGCCUUGCUGGGUCUGACCUCCGCCGCCGAGUACAAGCUCCGCACCGCCGAGGAUCUGCAGAACGUGCGCAAGGAGUGCGGCGCCACCAGCAAGGUGACCGAAGCCCUGAUCGCCAAGUACAAGACCUUCGACUACCCCGACGAUGAAAUCACCCGCAACUACAUCCAGUGCAUCUUCGUCAAAUUCGACCUGUUCGAUGAGACCAAGGGCUUCAAGGUGGACAACCUGGUGGCGCAACUGGGCCAGGGCAAGGAGGAUAAGGCCGCGCUGAAGGCUGACAUCGAGAAGUGCGCCGAUAAGAACGACCAGAAGUCGCCCGCCAACACCUGGGCAUACCGUGGAUUCAAGUGCUUCCUGGGCAAAAACCUGCCCCUUGUGCAGGCCGCCGUCCAGAAGAACUAGGAAAGGCGCGGCGCAGUUUCACGUCAAUUCUAUAAGCGCUAGAACAAACCGCCAUCGAACAAGGCGGGAUUUUCGAGUCGAAAUCCGCUCAGGCUCUGCAAUCCUACAAUUGAAAUAAAAACCAUAUAAUAGUGCUUGAA